UGCACUCUUCUAACCUUCUUCAACUUUUUUUGCCCACAUUCACCUGUUUAUAUCUGUACGAAGAUUUUUUUAGCCCCCAUCCUUUAUAAUCCAAUAAACAACGCGAAACGCUUUCUCUUUAGGCAUUUUCAGUUUUUGACUUGUGUCCUAAUUCCAAAUGUUAUAUAGUUUCACAAGCUAGGCAAGAUUAUAUAUAUAUAUAUAUAUAUAUGUUUCUCACACCGUUUGUGGCUCUACUUGUACGCGGUUGUUGAUGUCUUCAGGGCCUUUAUUGAUUAAAGGCAAAACCUUUUCUUCUGCACGGAAUUUCCACACACUCUACCCGGUCUCUUCUCCUUACGUGUGUUUUCAGGCAAAAAUUUGAGGAAAAUCCAAUCUCGAUAAUCUUGUAUUGUGGGGGAUGUGAAAUUCCCUGGCGAAUUAAAGAUGACGACUUUGAGUGGGUUAGGUCUUGGUUUGGGUCUGGUAUUUGGGUGUUUACUUUUGGCACUUGUUGCGGAGCUUUACUAUUUGCUUUGGUGGAAGAAGAAGAGAAUCACAGACGGGUCAGAGAUAGAAGAAGACGAGUACGGAAACUUUGCAAAAGAGCUCUUCCACUUCAUUUGCUGGAAGAGAAACGCCUCAAACGACAAAGAUAACAAAAACGACACUUCCCAGAGGAAACGAGACCCAGACGAGGAAGACCCGGAAUUGGGCUGCUCAGGCAAAGACCACGUUUUGCUGAAGCCCAUCAAUGGAGACCAUCAGGAAGGUGUGGAAUCCGAGCUGAUGAGACUCCACAACAUGGCGGGCCCACCGAGAUUCCUCUUCACCAUCAAGGAGGAGACCAAGGAGGAUUUGGAAUCCGAAGAUGGGAGGUCCAGAAAAGGGUCAAGAACUAGGAGCUUGAGUGAUCUAACGGUGGCUGUGGAAACUCCCUUUCUCACUCCUUUGGCCUCUCCACGGCUGAAAUCUUCUCCUCUGAAGAACAACAAUCUUUUGGAUUCUUACAAACACCAUGGAUUCAAUCCUCUUUUUGAAUCGUCCACAGAGGAUGAACUCAACAGGCUGAGAUCUUCUCCGCCGCCAAAGUUCAAGUUCUUGAGAGACGCUGAGGAGAAGCUCUACAGAAGAUUAAUGGAGGAAGCUGAGAAAAGGGCAUCUCAGAAUUCAGCAGCUGUUGUAACUGAAGAUCAGAAAGAUGGGUCUCUUUUCACAUUCAUGGUUGGAAACAACAACAACAACAGCAAUAAAAAUCAUAAUCUGCCACAGUUUCCUUCAAGCUCUUCUCAGGUACUCCCACUGGCCUCUUCUCCCAAAGCUUUCAAAGCAGGUCAACUUGAUUGCAACAAAUUACCCAUUUUGCAUUGAUUAAUCUCUAGCUCUUACCACUUUUGCCCACCAGACAGAUCUUGUUAAUUCUUUUUUUUAUAUAUAUAUAUAUAUAUAUAUAUGUUGAAAUUUUCAGGAUCAUUACUUGUGUAUUUAUCUAAAAAGGCAUUUUCUUUA
Morus notabilis is the source of this 1488-nucleotide messenger RNA. RefSeq lists its product as uncharacterized. The transcript has 2 exons. NCBI's taxonomy places the organism in Eukaryota, Viridiplantae, Streptophyta, Magnoliopsida, Rosales, Moraceae. The coding region runs from base 427 to 1350 and encodes 307 amino acids. The record is from RefSeq and is a predicted model, not a curated record.